Molecule: messenger RNA, 3555 nt
Organism: Manihot esculenta (cassava)
Lineage: Eukaryota; Viridiplantae; Streptophyta; Magnoliopsida; Malpighiales; Euphorbiaceae
Product: receptor-like protein EIX1
Exons: 6
Coding region: 1-3555 (1184 amino acids)
Molecular function (GO): protein binding
Source: RefSeq, a predicted model, not a curated record
AUGAGUCAAAGAGAUGAGGUCCAGCGCCAAUAUGAAGCCUUAAAGGCUGAUUCUGAAGGACUUCAGGUUCACCUGAAUGAGGCAUUUAUAGCUGAGGCUUGUGAAUCACAUCUUGAUGAAUAUAAAGCCUCUGCAGACAUGAAAGCUGCUGUUCUUCAGAAAGCCUUCCGCAUGUACGUAACCGGCUACAAUCGCGGCUCGUUAGCUGUGUCUUCUGAAGAAGAAUCUGAGCCGGAUGGGGAGGACAUGGAAGUCCCUGAAUCUGAAGAAGGCGACCCUGAUUCUGAAGGGGAAGACUUUAACCCAGGGUUGGAGAUUGCCCCGGUUGUUGAUAUUGAGAAAUCUGACCCAAAGGAUACCGGGCUUCCUUCAAAUAUGAUUGUAAAUAAAAAUAGUGUAGGCAAGGAUGUUCUUAAAAAUUUAAUGGCAAUGGCUGCUUUUGUUACCAUUCUUUUCUUGUUAAUUGCCGCAGCAAAUCUCAGCAUCAGCUCCUGCUUCCAAAAUUCCAACUAUGUGGGUUGCAUUGAGGAGGAGAAACAAGCUCUUUUAAGGUUCAAGCAGGAUCUAAUUGAUCCUUCCAACCGGCUAGCCUCUUGGGUUGGCCACCGGGACUGCUGUAAAUGGGCUGGAGUAGUCUGCAACAAAGAAACAGGCUAUGUAAGCGAGCUCCGUCUGAAUAAUCCUCCCUUGAAUGAUUACUCAUCAGAUGUAAAAUAUAAGGCUUAUGAGAUGUCAAAACUAGGAGGUCAGUUAAAUCCUUCGCUUCUCGGUUUGAAGAAUCUUAUUCAUUUGGACCUGAGUGACAAUAACUUUGUGGGCAACUCGAUUCCUGAAUUUAUUGGUUCCAUGGUUAGUUUAAGGUACCUUAAUCUCUCUGUGUCGGGUUUCCAGGGAAAGGUUCCUCAUCAACUUGGAAAUCUUUCAAACCUGCAGUAUCUCGAUCUUCAAGCCAACCGGUUGUAUGUGGAAAAUCUUCAAUGGCUUUCUGGCCUUUCUUUUCUGGAAUUCCUGGAUUUGAGUAUCAUAGACCUCAGCACAACGACUGAUUGGCUACAGGUUGUAACCAAACUCCCUUCUCUGCUAGAGUUGCGCUUAUCAAAUUGUCUACUUGGUGAACUUCCUCUUUUAGAAGAUGUUAAUGUUUCUUCUUCUCUUACCGUCCUCGAUCUUUCUUGGAACUGGUUUGACUACUCUUUGAUUCAUAGGUGGAUCUUUCGUCUUAGCAAUCUCAUGUCUCUCAAUCUCCAAGCAAAUAAUCUUCAAGGUCCAAUCCCUGAUAAUCUUCAGAACUUGACUUCACUAAAGAUUCUUGAUUUAUCAUUUAACUAUUUAAGUUCAGGUUUGCCCAAUUGGUUCCACAGUUUCAGUCAGCUUGAGUACCUUAAUUUUUGCUCCUGCAACCUGCAGGGUUCAAUGUCUACUGCCAUUUCCAACCUGAGCUCUACUUUUAAUAACCUUGAAAUUUCAUUCAAUUCUGAGUUAAGUGGGAAAAUUCCAAGAUCAUUUGGAAAACUUUGCAACUUGGUGUCCAUUUCCCUGACGGGUGUUAAACUUGGCCAAGAUAUAUCUGAAGUUGUGGAAAUUUUAUCAGGCUGUGCUUCUAAUACCUUAGAGUCGGUGUAUAUGGGGCGUUGUCAACUUUCUGGUCAUUUGAUUAACCAACUUGGGAGAUUCAAUCGUCUUAAUCUUUUGUCCCUGUGGGGCAAUUCAAUUUCUGGUCCAAUUCCAGAGUCUCUAGGUGAACUUCCAUCCCUGAAAACUCUAUACCUUUAUGGUAACAAAUUGAAUGGAAGUCUUCCUACAAAUUUUGGCAAGCUUGCAAAAUUAGAAGACGCUGUAAUCUCUCAGAAUUUUCUGGAGGGUGUUGUUUCAGAAGUUCACUUCGCUAAUCUCACAAGAUUGAAGGCCUUCAUUGCGCAUGGAAACUCACUGAAGCUGAAAGUUGACGCAGACUGGGUUCCUCCUUUUCAUGUUGAAGCCUUAGCACUGGGAUCUUGGCAAUUAGGUCCUCGAUUUCCGUCUUGGCUUCAGUCUCAAGAGCAUUUAUUAAACUUGGAUAUUUCUAAUUCGGGAAUUUUUGAUUCUGUUCCUGCUUGGUUCUGGAACUUGUCUUACCAGUUCACAGUUCUUGAUCUAUCCCACAAUCAAAUUUAUGGACAAAUUCCCAGCAUAGAUGUGUUUUCAUACUCGCUGGUAAUUGAUUUGAGCUCAAAUAAAUUUAUGGGUCCAUUGCCACGGGUCUCCUCUCGUGUAGCUGCUUUGGAUGUUUCCAACAAUUCAUUAUCAGGAUCAAUAUCCAAUUUCCUGUGUGGCAAGUUGAAUGAACUAAGCGGAACCCAAGUUCUCAAUCUUGCUGAUAACCAUUUCUCUGAUGAAAUACCUGACUGCUGGGGAAAUUGGCAAACCUUGGUCGCCAUAAAGUUGGCUAACAACAAAUUUUCAGGUAAGAUUCCAGGCUCACUGGGAAGUUUGAGUUCCCUUCAGUCAUUGAGCCUACGCAACAACAGCCUCUCUGGAGAGCUACCUCUGUCCCUGAGAAAUUGUUCCAACUUGGUAUCAAUUGAUUUCUCUCAGAACAACUUUGCUGGAAGUAUACCGACAUGGAUGGGAAAAUGGCUUCCAAACAUAAAGAUCCUCAGCCUUCAUUCAAACAAGCUUCAUGGUGCCAUACCUGAUGAGCUAUGUGCUCUAAAUUCUCUCCAGAUCUUGGACCUGGGACAGAAUGAGUUGUCAGGAACUAUACCAAGGUGUAUCAACAACUUUCAAGCCAUGAUCACAAAGAAUGAUUCAGCAACUACAUCCAUAAGCUAUGCAACUUCUUCAGGGAGUUAUUUUGAGGAUGCACUGCUUGUCAUCAAAGGCAGAGUGGUCGAAUAUAGCACAACGCUUAAAUUAGUCAGAAGCAUGGACCUAUCCGACAAUUUGUUAUCAGGAGAGAUUCCCAAUAAGCAAAUCACAAGCCUUCAGGGUUUACAGUCGCUGAACUUGUCACACAAUCUUUUGACUGGAAGGGUUCCUGAAAACAUAGGUGCUAUGAGAGAAUUAGAAUCACUUGAUCUCUCCAUGAAUCAACUUUCUGGAGAAAUCCCACAAAGCAUUUCAAGUUUGACGUUUUUGAGUCACUUGAACUUGUCCUACAACAAUUUGAUCGGAAAAAUUCCAUCAAGCACUCAAUUACAAAGCGUUAGCGCGUCCAGCUUUGUGGGGAACAAACUCUGUGGGGCACCACUUGCAGAGAUUUGCAAUGAAGAUAACACAACAUCUAAGAUUGAGAAUGAUGGAGAAGAAAGUAAAGGGCUUGAAGUAGAAUGGAAGAUUUUUAGUGAGCAGGUCUGCGAGCUGAGCCGUGGUGGAGACAUAAGAAGGACAGAUGAAACCGCGUUGAAAUUGCUCACGGACAAUGUGACAAUCGAUGGCAAUGUGUUUAGUUCGUUCGUGAAACACCGGGUUAGCGGCAAUGUGCAAGGCAGCCUUGUUGUCACAGUGGAGGGAGAUUGGCAGCUGAAUAGGGACCUGAAACCAAUGACGAGCCAAAGAAGAUGCAGAACCCAGUAA